This is a messenger RNA of Fomitopsis serialis, 1539 nucleotides long. RefSeq lists its product as uncharacterized. Lineage: Eukaryota; Fungi; Basidiomycota; Agaricomycetes; Polyporales; Fomitopsidaceae. The coding region runs from base 1 to 1539 and encodes 512 amino acids. The record is from RefSeq and is a predicted model, not a curated record. The transcript is spliced from 5 exons.
AUGUCGCAUCGGGACCCACCCACCAGCUCGGGUCAAGCUUCUCGUCUACUCCUAUCCCGGCGCCGGAGUCGCAGCGAGAGCCCACGGCGAUUAACAGCUACAUCUAACACCAUCGAAGGACUCGUAUCGGAACCGCCAGCAGCCAAACACAUGCAACGACCUGCUGUCAUUGGAGGUGUACGGCCGCCUGCUCAGCUGAGCAAAGCGACCGCCGAUAUGCUUCAGUCACUGCGAUCGGAUGUGGAUCGCCUACAGAGACAACUUACCGAGAAGGAUUUGAAGCUCAAAUCGCUGGAAGAUCGCUUGGGCGUGCUUGGAGUGAGUGUCGAAGAAAACCACGAAGCGGUGUGCGAGGUAUUGAAGAGGGAGGACGUGGGUGUCUUCCACCGAUUGGAAUCACUCGAGAAUAGUCACGACAGACUCUGGCAUGGACUCAAUGCUGUGCGGCAAUCUCUGGAGAAUAUGGGACCUACCGAAGGAGCGCCGACUGCCGGAGAUGUGCCCGAACCAUCUGAGAUAGCACCGAAGGUUCGCAAGAACAACACAGUUCUACAGGCUGUCACGCGGAACGCGGUGUAUGACAUGAUCGGAAUCGAUAGCAAGAGUGCUCUCCCGGAGCCAACAGGAGGUGACUUCUGGGUUGACGACGACGAUGGGAAGCGGAUGUUGCGACCUACCUGGGAUCAUUGGUAUGACAACAAGUCAGGGUGGGUCCGAGGGGUCGCACAGAAGAUCCAGCUAGACGGUCACCAGUGGCAUGGCAAGAUGAGUGCGGAGGAGUUAGAGAAGACACCGCUCACUGAGAUUGAAUCUUCGAUCAUGACUGUAUGGGAGUCCCUCAGAGAUCGAUACAAAAGCAGCUUGAAGGCGCCGCAGGAGAGAGCUGAUCAGCAAAGGGUUAAGCGGCACGAACAACGCAAAAAAACGAAACUUGCCGAGCGAAAGAUGAUGCGCCCGCAGGUAAAGGAGAUGAACAUCCCGAAGUGGGAUUGGUUCUUGAGCGCAUGGAAGUAUAUGUCGACCGAUGAAACAGGCGGCGAAGAGCCACGCGAUGGGACAGAUGCUGUUGACGAAAACACAUCAGAGGAUGAGAAGGCGCAUGUCACAGUCAUUGCGAGACAGAAGGUCUGGAUCACACACUGGCCUUCUUAUCGUCCACGAGAGCUUGAGGCACCACUGAAGAAGCUUGAGAAGGCGAUUGCAACGCACCGCAAGGAACACUCGUCUGCGGGCGGAGCGCAGCAUGCAGCGCGUACCCGUGGUCCACCGAAAGAUAAGGACCUUCCAAACCUAACACGAUUGAAGAAUGCGCAGAAGAUACCGCGCAGUCUUGUCGAUCCCGAGUGGCUCGAGGAGCACCCUGACCAGAACAAACCACUCCUGAUGGUUUUCGACGACCUGGACAAAGAGUAUGAUGGUGGAGAUGAAGACGAAGAAGAUGAAGAUAAAGAGGGCGCACUAGUUGCACCGAGCACCUCUGACGCGCUAGUGGACCCGGAGUUGAACGAUGGGGAUGAUGUGUUUAGUAACGUUGAGUAG